Apiotrichum porosum is the source of this 2001-nucleotide messenger RNA. RefSeq lists its product as uncharacterized. The transcript is spliced from 2 exons. The coding region runs from base 1 to 2001 and encodes 666 amino acids. The record is from RefSeq and is a predicted model, not a curated record. Gene Ontology annotation, biological process: peroxisome organization. Lineage: Eukaryota; Fungi; Basidiomycota; Tremellomycetes; Trichosporonales; Trichosporonaceae. Gene Ontology annotation, cellular component: peroxisomal membrane.
AUGGCACCGGCAGCCACACUGGAUCCCCAGCCAGACAAGCCACAGCAGGCCGCCAUGCCUGCUACCGACCUCGUGGCAUCCCUCCCGGCGCCCUUUCUCCGCCUCCUCAUCCUCUUUGCAACCCCCAUCGCAACGCUCCGAACCGCCCUCGAGAUCGUCUUCUGGACACCCGAGCGGCGCGUCGAGAGCUACCUGCUGGUGGGAGGGUGGUGGGCAUUCUGCCUCGGGUUUGGCUACGCGUUUGCAUGGCUCAUCCCCCCACUGGUCUUUGCGCCAUUGUUCCCACUCGGCCGCCUUCGGCUCAAUUCGACCCCAGCUCCGACUCACACGAUCCCCGCCACGCCAGCAACCACCGAGACCAUUCUCGUCACCGUCGGUGACCUCCACAGCAUCAGCGCCAUCAUUCCACCCUCACCGGUCCCUCACAUGUCCGUCAUCUACAACCGCUUCCACCAGCUUGGCCCGUGGCGUCUGCUGCGUGGCCUGCUUGUCCUUUGGGCGACGUGGGUCGUCCUCGGCUACGCCCUGGGCACCCGCGUCCUCGUCGCCAUUACCGGAUCCAUCCUCCUCCUCCUGCCGUCGCCACCACUCGCAUAUGUUGUCAACCUGCUCAAAAAGUCGCUGGCCGUCCGCCGCCUCGUCGCCCUCACAUUCAUCCUUGUCUUUGGCUCUCCGGAGCGCAACUACGUCUUUGGCUCGCCCAUGGGCUGGCUCAAGUCAAAGUGGUACUGGUCACAACACCCUGCCGAGGCUUUGGCUUUUGAGCGUGUCCUCGAUGAAGCUGAGGAGGAGGAACUCGCCGCCGGAACUCAAGCCGGCAACCCUGUCUACUUUCGCUUCGAGCUACACGAGAACCAGCGCUGGUGGAUGGGUCUCGACUGGACCAGUGCAUUGUUACCACAAGAGCGUCCCAGCUGGUGCGACUCGCACAUCUUGCCCGUCUCACCUCCCGUCGCGUUCACUCUCCCGCCACCCACCUCCAUCGACUUGCCGGCCCCGACCAGGAAUGAGCCCCGUGCACAGGUCAGGCGCACUGCGGCUUGGCGCUGGCUCGAUGACGACUGGAGUGUUGUUCGCACAGGGUCUGGCGCCACUGCCUCGACUGCGCCUGCAACAAUUGUCGGCAUGUCAUCCCCGUCCCCAACAGACGAUUCGUCGUCGGACACGCGUUCCAUCGCGUCCAUCGACCUUCCCAGGAGUUCCUCGCGCGACUCUGCUGCCUCCAAGCAGCCUCGUCCAUCGUCGGGCAUCUUUGGGUCGUCGCCUCCUCAGGACGAUGGCCACACCCGCUCGCCAUCCAUGGCCGAGCAGGCGUUUGCCAAGGGUCUCGGUCGUCUCAAAAACGUCAAUGUUCCUCUGGCAUCGCCUGUCGUGUCACCCACAAAGGCACCGAGCGUUCGCGGGCGAACGGGCUCAGAGGCCAGCGGAGGUGGCGACGUGUCUAUUGACGACGUUGUAGCCGGUGCGACACCAUCCGGGGACGCACCUAUUGCCCCCGUCGAUGACGCAACAGACGCCGACGGAUGGGUGUAUGGAGACAACAAGUGGGAGAACAUGACCGCGCGUGGCGGGCUCGGCAAGUUCACUCGCAGGAGACGCUGGCAACGCCGUGCAGUGUGCACUGAGACGGUGCAGAGGAUACCGGACCUCGCCCCGUUGCCGAACACAGAUGACGGCGACAUGGACGCUGGGUCUGGUGCAGCUACCCCAGUGCCUGCGGGCUACAAGGCGGCUCCCACAACGACAACAACCACGACCACGACCACCACAAGCUCGGCCACAGCGGGAGUGACCAACAGCACAUCUACCGGCUCGCUCAAGACGAGUGCGGCUGGCGUGUCUGUUGAGCCCAAGUCCAUGUCAGCAGACGCCCGGACGGCCAACAGUGGACCGGCGAUUGCGCCUGCUCCGAGCUCAAUGGUACCCGCUGGCCCGGGUAGUGCCCGGGACGAGCAGCUUAGACAGCGGCUCAAAAAGGCAAUGGGUAGCAUGGGCGCAUAG